CGCCCCUCCUCCUCCUCCAGCCUGCUCUCGACAAAAUAACAACACCGGAUAUCGAUUGCUCGGCACCCCUGCCCGCUGCAACCCUCUGCACCAUGCCUGCUGGUGCAAAAUGUUGUAGCGCCAAGAGUUCCUCCCCGAUCAGCAAUGGUGGUGAAAAAAUUAGCGAUUAAACUCAUCUUCACCGCCGGCGCUUUGAUGCUGCUCGGCCAACUUUUGAUUUUGCACUACAUGAAGGCACCGACGCCGUUCCGAAUCGAGCCCAUCUCGCAAUUCGUCAAUGUCACCACCUCCAUUCCCCUGCCCAUAAUCCUGCUGGACAGGAAGGUCCUGUCCGAACUGUCCGACAUCUGCCCCUUCUGCAACUUGGACCAUCCGCUCGCCUUUGGCUCUCUUUACAAACACAUUCAAGAAGUCCAAAGCCUCCAGUCUGUCCUGGACGCUGCCGGCUUCAAAUCAACCGUCCUGCUGAACACUCUGCCCGUCGAACCGGCGGCGCCGAAAAUCGUCCGGGACAUGCCGACGGGCUUUCUCAUCUCCAAGGAUGGCAUGACCAUGCAGCUGGUGCUUCUGCACGAGAGGGCGGACAGCUACUGGUGGUACGGCGCGGCCCAAAGUGAUUUCGGGAUUAAGCAGAAGCUCGCGGACUUUCGAAUUCAGAGCGACGCCCAGGCGCUGGAAAUCAUGACCAGUGAAGGCGCCCUCGAAAGAUUCAAAGGCGUGUCCGUGGACGUGCAAGGGUUGACCCUGAUGGUGCCUGCGAGCAUCGACAACUACCUGCAGCAGCGGUCGACGGACCAGUUCGUCGAGUGCAGCCACAGCAGGGCGGCUGCGUUUUUUGACGAGUUCGGCGAGGACGACAGUCCGGACGCUUUAAAGUUUAAGCAUAAGGCUUGGAAGAUUUUGACCACUGCCAAGCAGGUCCUUGACCAGCUCAAUAUUCCUUUUUGGCUCUCUAGUGGUACUUGCUUAGGUUACUACCGCCAGUGUGAUCUUAUAACUUACAGCAAAGACGUUGACUUAGGGAUAAUGGCCUCAGAUUACUCCAUCAAUUUGAUGCCGGAGUUUUUGAAACGAGGUUUCAAACUCAAGCACAUUUUUGGAAGGGCGAACGACUCGUUUGAGAUUUCCUUCAUGUACGACGAUCUCAAACUGGACCUAUUUUUCUUCUACCAAGAAGGAGACACAAUUUGGAACGGCGGCACUCAGGCCAAGUCUGGAUUGAAAUUCAAGUACAUUUUCCCGUACUUCACGCUGUGCUGGACCGAGUUUUUACAACUCAAAGUCAGAGUGCCCUGCGAAACUUUGUCCUACAUUUUGGCCAAUUAUGGGUCAGGAUGGUCAACGCCCCAGAGAGCAUGGGAUUGGAAAAGUAGCCCAUCGAACGUGCAUCCAAACGGAAAAUGGGAGAAGAAGGACUGGCCUGAAGUGAUUCAGGUUUUUUACUGAUUCGAAAGUUACCGAGAAAAUAAUGUUGGCUGCUUUUUGAUAAUUCAACUUUAUUGCUACCAUUAUUUUGAUAAUGGCGAAACUGCUGACUGCGCAGUUAGUUGCAAGGUUGUGCCCGGCAAUAUCUGCUUUUUAACGCUAUUUUGUGCCAUCGAAUAAUAAUUAUGCUUGAGGCAAUCAGACAUCCAAUAAUCAAAAGUCUGCACUUGUAACGAUUUAAAAAAAAAAAUUACGUCACAUUCAGUGACAAAGUGAUUAA
Messenger RNA from Neocloeon triangulifer, 1705 nucleotides. RefSeq names its product ribitol-5-phosphate transferase FKTN-like. The record is from RefSeq and is a predicted model, not a curated record. The transcript has 5 exons. Bases 145 to 1446 code for a protein of 433 amino acids. Lineage: Eukaryota; Metazoa; Arthropoda; Insecta; Ephemeroptera; Baetidae.